Messenger RNA from Lolium perenne, 582 nucleotides. RefSeq names its product protein NRT1/ PTR FAMILY 5.10-like. Lineage: Eukaryota; Viridiplantae; Streptophyta; Magnoliopsida; Poales; Poaceae. Gene Ontology annotation, biological process: transmembrane transport. Gene Ontology annotation, cellular component: membrane. The record is from RefSeq and is a predicted model, not a curated record. Gene Ontology annotation, molecular function: transmembrane transporter activity.
AUGCGCCACGUGCCCCCGUACGCCGACGGGCUCCCCCUCGGCGUAGCCUGCGCCACGGCCUCCCAGGCUCCGCCGCGUGGCACUCCUAACACCGGUAUCACGACACUGCAAAGGAUCGGUGCCGGGUUGGCGAUUUCGAUCGUCAUGAUGAUCGUCGCUGCUCUUGUGGAGAUGAAGAGGCUCCGGGUUGCAACAGAGUAUGGUAAAACCGAGGUUACUAUCCCCAUGAGCGUCAUGUGGAUGGUUCCCCAGUACAUGCUGAUCGGGUUUUCCGAGGUGUUUGCGAUCGUGGGCUUGCAGGAGUUCUUCUAUGACCAGGUGCCUGACAGUUUGCGGAGCUUGGGCCUGGCUCUAUUCCUGAGCAUUGUAGGAGCCGGGAACUUCAUCAGUAGCUUCGUUGUGUAUGCCAUUGACAGGGUGACCACAAGCGCCGGAGAAAGCUGGUUCUCCAACAACCUAAACCGAGGGCAUCUUGAUUACUUCUACUGGCUUCUUUCCUUGCUCAGUGCUAUAGGUCUGGCUUCUUAUAUGUACUUUGCACUGGUGUAUGUGCCUAAGAAAAAGGGUCUUUCAGUGCAGUGA